Messenger RNA from Frieseomelitta varia, 2376 nucleotides. RefSeq names its product NAD-dependent protein deacetylase sirtuin-7 (gene Sirt7). Gene Ontology annotation, molecular function: NAD+ binding. The record is from RefSeq and is a predicted model, not a curated record. The transcript has 4 exons. NCBI's taxonomy places the organism in Eukaryota, Metazoa, Arthropoda, Insecta, Hymenoptera, Apidae. Bases 54 to 1625 code for a protein of 523 amino acids.
AUCAUUUUAUAUCGAUAUUUGAUUCAGCACCGUACUGGUCAUUUUGAUUAAAGAUGGAGGAGACUGGUAAUGAGAAGUUUCUGUCAAGGAGGCGUUCUGCAGCACUUAAGGCUUUUAAAGUUAAAGACGAACGAGUAGCGACUUUUAAAAAGGUAGCAGCGAUUUUGCAAAAAUCUGAGACUGACAGAACCGCAGAGGAAACAGGGAUACUUGUAUCUUGUAGUGAUGUAGUAAAAGAGGUUAAUUUAAGGCAAGAAAAAAGGCAUAGAGUGAAAGCAAGAUUAGAAGAAGUAGAAGAUGCACCAGAAAUUUUGGAGGAGAAGUGCAUGAGAUUAGCAGCAGCAAUCAGCAGAGCAACAUCACUUGCUGUUUAUACUGGUGCUGGUAUUAGUACAGCUGCUUCUAUCCCUGAUUACAGAGGAACAAACGGUGUUUGGACUCGUUUGCAGCAAGGAAAGGAUAUUGGAAAUCAUGAUCUUAGCCAAGCAGAACCAACAUUAACGCAUAUGGCUCUUUACGCUUUGUACAAGGCAAGAGUUUUAAAACAUGUAGUUUCUCAGAAUUGUGACGGGCUUCAUUUGCGCAGUGGAAUACCUCGUACACUUUUAUCUGAAGUUCAUGGCAACAUGCAUGUAGAAGUUUGUAGAAUGUGUAAACCAUAUAGAGAAUAUUGGAGAUUAUUUGAUGUUACUGAAAAAACAGCUCGAUAUUCUCAUGGCACUGGAAGAUUAUGCCACAGAUGUAACUCUGUUCUGCAAGACUCCAUUGUUCACUUUGGUGAAAGAGGCAAUCUUCCUUGGCCAAUUAAUUGGACUGGUGCAACAAGAGCAGCGAAACAAGCGGAUGUUAUAUUGUGUUUAGGUUCUAGCUUAAAAGUUCUGAAGAAGUAUCCAUGGUUGUGGCAGAUGGAUAGGCCAAUCCACAAACGUCCGUCAUUGUACAUUGUAAAUUUACAGUGGACGCCGAAAGAUGAAAAUGCAGUUUUGAAAAUAAAUGGAAAAUGUGACGAAGUUAUGAAAAGAAUUAUGACUCAUCUUGGAUUGGAAAUACCACAGUAUAAUCGUGCCAAGGAUCCUAUUUUUUUUCAUGCUGUACGACUUAGAAAUAAUGAACAGUACACAACAAGUCAACCUUGUUUGGAAGAGCCAUCUGAUAUUGUUCAUAAGGAAUUAAAUCAAAUCAGUGAUAACUUUCACGAAGAUGUUCCAUCCGAAACCAAAGAGAAAGAAUGUGUUUCACCUAAAAGAGUAACUGAAUCAGUGUCUGCUUAUUCAGCACCAUUUUUUACUGCAUUACCAUUUUUAUCCAUGGGUUUGCCAUUUCCACCAAUGUACAUGUGUCCUCAACUAACACCACUUUUUUACUAUCCAUUUGUGCAAGUACCAAAUAUGACAUCAGACGUGCCAAAACCUAAACCUACUUGUACUUUUUGCAUGGAAAAUGAAGGUUCUCUCACUUGCCUUUAUUAUCAACGAGAUACAGACAAUUCUAAUUUAAUAGCAGCCGAGAGUAAGCAGAUAAAAGAUACAAAAACUUUAGUGAUCCAUGAAGAUCCUCCAAUAGCUGCUAAAAAUCCUGGUUGGUUUGGCAAAGGAUAUCGCAAAGGCAUGAAAAAGAAACGGUAGCAUUUACUCUUUCUAAUACGCGACUUCCUUUUCUUUUUUGUUAUAAUGCGAACGUAUGUAUAACAUGAUAUACGACGAUGUACGUAAAUGUUUGAUUUUUCCAUAUCAUGACGAGAUCUGUAUACAAGAUUUAGAAAUGUGUAGGAACUUAAUUCCAGUAUCCAAAAUUUUAGCAAUUAAAUUAAAAUAUUUAAAAUUAAAAGAACUUAAAUCUCUGUAAGCAUUCUACUAUUCCUGUUUAGUAGUUGUGUGAUUAUUUAAUUUUAAAGUUUCAAUUAUAGAAUAGAUAUAUAAAAAGUAUCUUUACGAAUUUAAUCUAGAAAUUGUUAAUUUUAUUGUUAAAAGCUUGCUAUGAAAUUUGCUUGAUUUGAUAUUUUUACUAUUGUACAGACUAAUUGUAUUGUGAUUUUUAGUUGUAAGAGUUUUAAAAUGUUGUGCAAAUCAUGAAAAGUUCAUAGUGACCAAAGUGAUAAAUCUUUUAUUAUAAUUUUUUACUUUGUAUUUGUACAGUUGAAUGUAUAAUUUUUUAAAAAAAGAAUGUGUGCAUAAGUAGGAUGUAUGUAAAACUUUUUGUAUCAUUUUUAUAUUGAUUUACCAUUCCAGUCUUAUGAACUAAACAUUAUAACAAAAUUAAUCCUAUGGAUAUUAAAGGACUGUUUGUAAUAAAUAUCGAACUAUUAGCUCUUUUUUUAGUAAACAAUGUAAUAAUCAGUAUAAAAUUUUAUAUAAAAAUAUAAAUUUCCAUCUUUCA